This is a messenger RNA of Gambusia affinis (western mosquitofish), 2443 nucleotides long. It is a transcript of the gene prkag1, whose product is annotated as protein kinase, AMP-activated, gamma 1 non-catalytic subunit. The transcript has 13 exons. NCBI's taxonomy places the organism in Eukaryota, Metazoa, Chordata, Actinopteri, Cyprinodontiformes, Poeciliidae. Bases 81 to 1085 code for a protein of 334 amino acids. The record is from RefSeq and is a predicted model, not a curated record.
GUAACAGCUCCCUAUGCGUCACAGCGAAAGGAGGUUUGCGUGCCUUUGUGAGAUCCCAUCAGUUGUAGACCGGGUGGAACAUGGAGUGUAUCCCAGUAAGCAUUGAUGAUCUUGAAGGCAAAAAGGAUCCAAUCAUUGAAGAACGAGAGCAAAAUGUUUACACCAGGUUUAUGAAGUCGCACCGCUGUUACGACCUCGUGCCCACUAGUUCCAAAUUAGUGGUGUUUGAUACGUCGCUUCAGGUGAAGAAGGCGUUCUUUGCGCUUGUUUCAAAUGGGGUGAGAGCAGCUCCUCUUUGGGACAGCAAGAAGCAGUGCUUUGUGGGUAUGCUAACUAUCACAGACUUCAUCAACAUUCUUCAUCGCUACUACAAGUCUCCGUUGGUUCAGAUAUACGAGUUGGAAGAGCACAAAAUUGAAACAUGGAGAGAGGUGUACCUUCAAGACUCUUUCAAGCCUUUGGUUUGCAUAUCUCCCAAUGCAAGUUUGUAUGAUGCGGUGUCGUCUCUGCUGAGGCACAAGAUCCACAGGUUGCCUGUAAUCGACCCGCUGACUGGGAACACGCUGUAUAUCCUCACACAUAAGAGGAUUCUUAAGUUCCUGAAGCUUUUUAUAUCAGAAAUGCCAAGAGCCUCAUUCUUGAAUCAGACUUUAGAGGAACUGAACAUUGGGACGUUCAAGAACAUAGCAGUGGUCCGAGCAGACACCCCCCUGUACACAGCGCUGGGUAUUUUUGUGGAGCAACGAGUGUCCGCGCUCCCUGUUGUGGAUGACAAAGGUCGAGUGGUGGACAUAUACUCGAAAUUUGAUGUCAUAAAUCUGGCUGCAGAGAAGACGUACAACAACCUGGACGUGACUGUGACCAAGGCGUUGAAGCAUCGCUCGCAGUACUUCGAGGGAGUCCUGACCUGCAACAGACAUGAGACCCUUGAAGCCAUCAUCACCAGACUGGUAGAGGCCGAGGUUCACAGACUCGUGGUCGUCGAUGAGAACGAAGUGGUGAAGGGAAUCGUCUCGCUUUCUGAUAUCCUCCAGGCGCUGGUGUUGACCGACGGAGAAGAGGGCACAACUUUUGGGAGUAAUUAGGAAUGUUGUUUUGGGAUGAGACCAGAGCAAAGGGAAAGCACAAGCAUGUGGGAGGAGAAAUGGUCUUCUCCGAUAACGCCCAUACAGAGAGACGUCUCUGUCUCUGGACUUUUAGCAAUACUGAAAUUUGUAGCUGGUAGCACAGGACUUCAAAAACCUUCUUUAAAUUGAGCCAAAUUCAAAAUCCGCAGUCGUUGACCAGAGAUUUGAAAGAAGAAGAAACUUGAAGAAUGCAGCACAAUUACCAUCUCUGCCCUUUUACUACUUUAUGAAGUAAUUUAAAAUAAAAAUAAAAACAUUCCCCCGUUUUACCAGCAUUUCAAUUUAUUUUACCAGCGACGGCACUAAGCUUCUCUUAGAGUUAAAUUGGAUGCUGCAACUCGAGCGAAUCAGCAUCAGUAUGUAAACCCCUGACGCUUUUUCUUUAAAGCUUGUACGAUGGUUAUCAGAUUAUUCUCUUAUUGUUUGUUCAUUUUUAUUUAGGAUGUUUAUUUAAAGGCAGGUGUGGUGUUGAUCUAUAUGAUCGUAAGCAUUAUUUCAGUGUUGACUUAAGCAUCACCAAAAACGUUCACCAACAUCAAAAAGUCGAGUUAGGAAUGUUUGAAAACAUUUUUGCCAUUAAAUCUAAAAAUGUGGUAAACGUCUGGAUUUGUUCUUUAAGUCUUGAGUUUUUGCAGGUUGCAGCUGAAAGAGUUUGCACAAGCAGUUUAGGAUUACAAUCCCACAGCACAGCAGCAACCUGAGGAAAUAAUCCAGGUUCCAAACAAACAUAAAUACUCUGAUCAGGAAUCGCCAUUCAGCUUUGUUCUUAUCUAAAUGUCCAAAUAUGGAUGCAUAUAUAAGUAUUUUUUGUUUUAUUUUGACGUUUUGUGUUGUGUCCUGCCACGUGUAACUGCAUAUGUAAUGGAUUGUUUAUCAUACUCAAACAUUUGUGUUUUUUUUGUUUUGUUUUUUUUUUUGCAUGUGACCCACUUUGAUUGAUGACAUUAUUGGAAAAAUAAUUUUGUCGUUACAUCGUUAAUGCUAAAUCUACCAUUUUAUGAAGCAUUUCCUCUAUUUUAUGGCCAAGUUAAAAAUGUUUUCUGGUUUUGGUAGCUACAGUGAUGGCAGUCAAAACAUAACAGAUUAAUUGUUUAGGUUUUUUUUUUAGGGUUUGAUCCAUUGUUUAAAGGACAUAAUCACUAAGAAUCACAGAACCAGCAUUUUCAUUCCAUUUUCUAAGAUGGAUGUGUGAGGAACAUUAAAUGUCCUGCUUUAUGCCUGAUGAAGUGUGUACAACUGCAUGUAAAUGCAUCGUUUCUGUACUAAUCUGAGAUCCUUAAUUUAACAGAUGUCAAAUAAAACCUUUGUUUACCUAA